Molecule: messenger RNA, 2405 nt
Organism: Amoebophrya sp. A25
Lineage: Eukaryota; Dinophyceae; Syndiniales; Amoebophryaceae
Source: the annotation of a GenBank genome assembly
CUAAUUUUCACGGAGUUUUGGUUGUCCAGUUUUUGGACUUCGUCAAGCGACCAAAGUUGGUCGUUGUCGAAACCAAAGCCGAAAUUCUUGUGCCCUCGAGUUUCCGGUACGCGUUUCAAGGCUCGCCGUCGACGCGUUCUGGCCAUCAGACGAACUUUCUGAAUCGGAGGGGUGCCAAUUUUGCCUUCUGGCGCUUUGAACUGGAAAAGAGAGGCUAUUAUCUCGCGCGAAUCGUCGAGAACGACUUGUAUUUCGUGCGACUGCAGCAACUAAGUACAUCAUGUUGAGGUAUCUCGAUCUACAUCUUGUACGAUGGAACAUAAUGAUAAUACAAGAGCUGCAGCUGAGAUGUUGAACACGACAACGAGUUGCAGCUGUGCGAAUGCAGCUGCACCUUCGGAUGGCCAGCUUCUUCUAGAUGGAGAAAGACUCGAAAAGCAAGACUCCAAAAUGCUUGCCGUGAUCAGGCACGCGACCCGGAGUCAUCUUCCUCCAUAUCUUAGUGGCCCCUCUACUUGUUCUACUGCAGUAACGGAACCCGUGGACGCAACAUCCGUUGUGAAAUGGUACAUGUGGCAGAAAAUGACACAAGCAAGCAAUCGCCGGCCGCUGCACGUUCUCCAGCGGCUUCAAUUGGGGCGAUUUUUACCUUCCUCUGGAAACACAUCUGGAAUAGAUACCUCUGGAAUGAAUCUUUCUGGAAUAGAUUUCGCACAGGACAAACGACACUGGUUGGAGUGGCUAUUUGGGAGUCUUGGUUUCUCCAGUGAAGUCCGAGACGUUCGGAGUAAGUACUAAAAAACCCCCUACUUCUGCUCCAUUCUCUUAAGGCAACGCAGACUCCUGCAUCGACCUAGCACGUGGCGAUCCUGCACCAUCAGCGUCUGGUGAUCCUGCAUCCUCAGCGUCUGGUGAUCCUUGUUGGUCCCUCGUACUAUUGAUGAAUCAAGUUCAAGUUGUUCGACGUUGUACCUACACGCGGCACCUAGAAAAGGAAGCGUGGAUCAUGUAAGAAUAUUUAUAUAUGUACCAGGGAGGGAGGCCCCCUCCCCCCCCCCCUGUGGAUCAUAUAUAUGUCAUCUUUCUCUUCAUCUGUCUGGCAUUCUAUCAGUUCUCAUCUAAUUCUCCAGUGAAGUCCGCGAACACUGGGAAGACGAGUGGGCCGACGCGGGUUAUCUCAGUCUCAUGGCGAAUGUCUGGAGGAAUCUCACCGGGGAUAUCACGGCGGAUCAAUAUCAUGGCGCGGAUGGUGCCAACAAGGGCAAUAACGCAGAGCUCACAUUUUUGCUGACUCCUAAUUUGGGACUCAUAGGAACCACCACGGGUGUCAUGAGGAGCUGGUAGGCUGCAGAUUAUCUGCGACGGACAUCUUGCUUUCGUGUCUCUGAGUAAGUGAGUAGAUCAGUAUUUUUCGGAACAUUUUUCGUGGCUCCGACACAUCAAGCCGGAGCAUUUAGGGUUAGACUUCAUAGGCUAGCGCACAAGGCCGAUAAAGCGUAUCUACCAUAAAUCUGACUUACUAGUUGCAGUGCUGCGGUGUUUUUCUCAGCAUUAGUCAUGGACUUUCUUCAAGAUUAUUGAUACCGACUUCAGGCAGAUCUGUGCGACAACAGUCUACUAGUUGUAGCAACGCCAAAAAAAAGUGAAAAAUACAACCAAUGCAUAGCCGAGUGACUAAGACUAUAUGCAUAACGGAGCAGCGUAUUGCCUCAAUCACUAUGGGCAUUAGAUACUAGUUCUUUUUUAGUCUUUUUUUGUAAUUAUUGGUAGUCACUUUGUUAGCCAGCAGCGCCUAUUUCUUGUCUAUUUCAGUGUUACAGUUCAUGCAUCAUUCUCUUUACGUUUCGUAUUGUCUUUCUGGCCCUCUGUCUUAUUCUUACUAACCCAGCAUAGUAUGCUCUUAUGCUCUCUUUUUAGCUCCAUAGCAUUACCUGAGCUAUCCGCCCGAGUUUCUUGGGUGUUAAUAUGCAACUAGCAAUGCCCUAGUUUCCCUUCUCCUCCUCUUUAAUUUAGGUUCUCCAUUUUAUAUCGCCCCUGUUCUUUCUAUCUUCUGCGCCACCUAUCACCAGAUGCAGCUCUUCGAUCUUCUUGUUGAAAUAUCUUCUUGUUGAUUUAUCCCGUUCUUUAGUAGAUUUCGUGUGCUUAUAGUAGUUCUUUUUUGUACACCUCAGAGGACAAGGUUUGCAUGAGCCUGGAUUUGAACGAGACUGCUACGAAUGCUCAUGGCAUGUGUCAGAUAGUAGAGAUCUGCGGACAUCGCGAUGGCUGACUCAGUGAAGUGCCGACUCUUUUGAGGGAUGGGGAUGCGCUUGGCGAUAAUAAAACACCACCGGGCCCCCCGCAAUGUUGUAGAAGGGGGUUCGUUCUCGACCUUAAAGACAAGCCUCGUCCUCCCAUCCCUGAAG